ACUGUCUUGCUGUUGUUUUUACAUAAACGUCAAAGUCUACAUUUGUUGCAAUCGGCGUUCCAAUGAAGUUAGUAGAAACGUAGAACUAGCUCUGUGAUCAUUGUAUUAUAAUUUACGUAAACGAUAAGUAAGAAAGUUCAGAUAAACUUUGAGACGGAAGCCUUUCUAUCGAAGCACCAUGCCUCUCCAUCGUUAUACUCAUGCAGUUCUAUGUAGAAUUCCUCUUUCGCUUCGUACAAGAGGCGAGGUCACAUUAGACGAAGCUAGAACUCAACAUUUGGCACUUGCUCAGCUUCUACGAGAACUUGACAUCGACGUUGUUGAAAUGCCACCGGAUGAAAAUUCACCGCUCUGUGUUUUUGUCGAAGAUAUCGCAGUUGUGUGCAAUGGUAUUGCACUUAUAGCACGGCCCAAUGAACCAUCGCGCCUAAAAGAGAUUGAGACAAUUAGAGCUGUUUUAAAGAAGGAAUUGGAAAUUCCACUUAUAGAAAUAGCUGACAAAAAUGCUCGUCUAGAUGGAGGAGAUGUUUUAUUUACUGGUCGUGAAUUUUUUGUUGGAUUGUCUCAUUAUACUAAUGAAGCAGGUGCAAGAGCAGUUGCAGCAGCAUUCCCAGAAUAUCCAUGUGUACCUAUUAAGGUGGGUGAUGGUGGUGAAGAGGUGAUAGUGGAGAGUCUUACCUCAGCCCCAAUUCAGGUUGCUGAAUCCAAGCGCCUUAAAGGUUUAGUUACAAUGGCUGGCCCUGAUAUUAUUUGUGUAGGUGCUGGAAAAGAAUCUCAAGAAGUCUUAAAGAGAAUUGAAAGAGAAGCAACUUAUAGUUACCAAACAUUAACUGUGCCUGAAGAUGCUGCAGCAAAUGUACUUUAUGUUAAUGGAACUCUAAUUCAUAGAUCAGAAGAUGAGAUUCCACAAUCAAGUAAAGUUUUUGCAGAAAAAAUUGAGUUUCCAACCAGAUCCUUACGUAUGUCUGAAUUAGCAAAGGUUAGUUCUGGUUUAACUUCUUGUUGUUUACUGGUGCGUAGACCCAGACAUAUUCGCAGUAUUUAAACUACGGAAUGAAGACCAGAAACCUAUGAUAACCUAGCAAACAUGUUAAAUUGCUAGGAUCAUAUAUUGAUGUGAACCAUAAAAUCAAGAAUUUAAAUAUUUCUAAUAGGAAAUAUUACCAAAAUGCUGUGCAAAAAACUAUAAUAUUGACGUUGCACGUACGUCAUUCCAAAACUCUAAUAACUACUUUAAUGAACAGAAAGAUUAUUUUGUAAUUAUUUUAUAAAAAGAUUAUCUUAAUAUAAAAGAGAUUUUAUAAUUAAGAAGAUUAAUAUAUUUGAUUUUAACGUAUUUACAGUAGAGAUAAUAUAUUGAGACUUUAUUUACCUAAUUUGUAGAUUUAUAUCACAUGAAGUCAUAAUUUCUAUCUUGCCAUUUAUAUAAUAUUUAUCUUUUUUUGAUAUGUUUCAAUUUUAUUAUGACAGCAUUUAUAAAUACAUAUUUUUUAUAUUUUCGUGAUUUCAAACCUAUUUUAUGAUUGUUUUUUAGUUAUUAUAUUUUAUAUUUUAAUAAUAUAUGAUGAACUUUUACAUACAAUAAAUUUAAUAUCAAAAUAUUAUAGUAAUUUAAUUACAUUGCACAAAAUUUCUUUUUUAUAAAGACCAAAAAUAUAAAAAAAAUUGAUUUAUAGAUUAUACAAGUAAAUCAAAAUGAAUUUUUAAUUAAGCACAAAAAGAACAAAAUCAUAAAAUAAAAAUAAAAAAUCUAAUACCAAUCUAUGUCUUCGACUUUUGAUAUUUUGUGUUAUAUUAUUAAAAAUCAGUUAUUAGAAUCAUCAAUCAUCAGUAUUCUAAUACCUUUGAAUGCAUUUGCUACUAGUCUAUUAAAAGUGUUCACUUAAUGUUCACCUAUUCAAAUAGAGUUCUUCUAUAAUUCAAUUAUAUACUACAGAGUUAAUGAUAUAUAAAAGCACUGAUAGUUAAGAGUUAACGUGCUGAUUCACAUUAUAGCAAAGUUACAUGGUUAAGAGUCUACUGAGCAAAAGGAGAAAUAAAAUUUCUGUAUAAGAACAAAUUUCAUAUACACACAAUAUAUAUUGCAGCAAGCUUAAACCGUUUUGGCAAAUUUACAACUGUAGAGUAUCAAUACGAUUUGUAGUACUAUAAUAUAAUUUCUUGAUAUUUCUUAAAAUCAUGACAAUAUUAAAAUCAGUUUAUUAUAUUUUUAUAUACUUUAAUAUGCAUGUUUUCAUAGUAAUCCAAAUUUUUCUUUCGUUUUUGCAACUCUUCUUUUUUGCAAUUAUAUAAAUUUUAUAAAUUGAAAAUAAUUUCACAACGAAUAUUUUACACGUUAUAAUAUUAUAUUUAGUGUCAUUCUGUAUAUUUCUCAAAAAAUUUUCCAAAGUGUAUAAGGCUACAAAGUUGUAAACAAAAUAAAAAAUAUAUGCUAGACGUUA
Molecule: messenger RNA, 2441 nt
Organism: Bombus pascuorum
Lineage: Eukaryota; Metazoa; Arthropoda; Insecta; Hymenoptera; Apidae
Product: N(G),N(G)-dimethylarginine dimethylaminohydrolase 1
Exons: 6
Coding region: 179-1045 (288 amino acids)
Biological process (GO): arginine metabolic process; positive regulation of nitric oxide biosynthetic process
Molecular function (GO): amino acid binding; dimethylargininase activity
Source: RefSeq, a predicted model, not a curated record